Molecule: messenger RNA, 1602 nt
Organism: Closterium sp. NIES-65
Lineage: Eukaryota; Viridiplantae; Streptophyta; Zygnematophyceae; Desmidiales; Closteriaceae
Source: the annotation of a GenBank genome assembly
AUGGCGCUGCGAGAAGCUGCCGACCGUCCACGAUGGUUAUGGCUGACGAUCGUGCUGUCCUCGGCGGUCCACGUCAGCGCCGUGCCAAGCGCUAACGAAAGCGCCAGCGUUCAGAGCGAUUCUCCAGCGCCGCGGGUCCACGUGGAGGGCAGAGUGGCGGAGUUCGAGGGCGCUCUCAACUACCACGUGCCCUCGCUUUACAGGAACCACCCUGAGCGAUCCGCCCUGAAAAUUCACCCGCUUGACUUCCCCCUGGACCUCACUCAUCUACCCAACAUAAUGAUGGGUUACUUCGAACACCUACCCCGCCACCCUCCGCCCUCGGACCCCAGGAGCCCUCUCCUUCUCGCCUGCCACGGCCCGCCCUGCCCCUCCUUUGGCGCCUGCUCGGCGCGCUUCCCCAACGUGCAGGCCUGCUGGAACCCCCACCUGGUUGAUGAACCUGAGGACACACCCAUUCCCCCUAUAAACUGCCCCUUUAAGGGCACCAGUGGCGGGGAGAGUGGGAGAGGGGAGUUUGACCCGGAGUGCUCCCAUCGGGAGGACUUCACAUCGCACGGGGGGUCGGCGCUGCAGGUGAUGCGGCUGGAGGAUGUGUUUGUGACGGACAAUGGAUUCGCUGUCAACCAAUCCCAUGUGUUCGUGCGCAACGGGUGCCGACGGUUCUGGAGAAAGACCAGGUACAAGCAAGGGCACAUGGCGCAGCACGUGCAGGGAGCGGCGUUCAACUGGGCGCACCUGAUGGGCAAGAACUUCUUCCACUUUACUGUCGAGCUCGUCCCGCUCUUCCUCGUCGUCGCUCCCCUCAUGCCCACGCUCAGAACGCUGCCGAUAAUCCUCAGGAAACCCCAGUGGCUGUACUACGACAAGUGGGCGGCACCUCUAAUGGGAAUAGAGCGAGACACCAUGCGCAUGCUGCCCAUCUAUUUCAAUGACCUCAUUCAUGUCGACGUGCUUUACCAGCCCAUAUACCAAGACUGCGACCGUCCCAGCCCGUCGCUCUGGCAACUCCUGCGCAGGCGCCACCUCCUCCACCCCUCUGGCCUCCCUCUCUUCAACCGUGACUGGACCUACCGUCAACAUUAUGCCCCCCUCUCUGCCUCUGAGGCGCGCGCCUUCCCACCCGACUGGCUGGUGGUGCUGGCGAGUCGGCCGGAGGGCGGGGCGAGGGCGCUGGUGAAUAAAGGCGAGGUGGAGGCCAUGCUGGUGCAGCGGUUUGGGCGAGAGAGGGUGGUGGUGUUUGACGGCUCGAUGCCCAUUCUGCAAGCCCGGUCGUUGUUCCAUCAGACCCGCUUCCUCCUGGGGGUGCACGGAGCAGCGCUCACCAACACCAUAUUCAUGCCCGAGGGGGCCGCGCUGCUCGAGAUGCGCCCGAGGGACUGUCACAUCACCGUCUUCCACCCACUUGCUGCCGCCUGUUCUAUCGCAUACCACCUGCUGCUUGCUCAGGGGAAUUGCUCUUCUCCUGCGGUGGUGGAUUUGCCUAGUGUGGCUCGGGUGAUUGAUAUGGUUCAUACGCGCUUACAAAGGGGGGAUGAGGGGGUUUUGUUGGAUAUGAAUGAUGCAGUAAGUCAUAAUGAAAAUACUGCAACAAGAAAAUGA